Molecule: messenger RNA, 2379 nt
Organism: Cuscuta epithymum
Lineage: Eukaryota; Viridiplantae; Streptophyta; Magnoliopsida; Solanales; Convolvulaceae
Source: the annotation of a GenBank genome assembly
AAGAGAGAGAGAGCUUAAGGACAUCCUUUUUAGAGAGAGAGAAUCGUCGUACACCUCUCUCUCUCUACACAGAAACAAAGCAACGGCUCACAAUCGGAAAACCUCUGCCUCGUACCGCCACCAUCCAUUUCCUCGUACAAAGAAACUCUCUUUCUUUUGGUUUUAUCGCAUUCCUCGCUCCGGGAAAUGCCGACCACUACCGGCUCCUCCGGCGGAAGCCCCGCCGCGCACCACCGUCGCCAUUUGACAGAGUUCUUCAGCGGCGCCGAGAAAUUGCCGGAUCACGGGCAGACCCAUUCCUCCAGCGACGCCGACGAUUCGGAAUACAGCAAUGGCGGUGGAAGGGCCGCCGGAGGCGGCGGCGGCCACCACCCGGCCGUGCGGUACCUGUUGGUGCGGAAAAGGGUGCCGGAGAAAAUCAUCUUUAGAGGGGAGGAAAUAUUGUUCAAUGUUCUGACGGCGAUGCAGUGUUUCAGAUCGAGGAAGAAUACGCGGCGGUCGGUGCUCGGGAUGCUGCUGGCGAUGGUGGUGGUUUCGGCGUUUGUGAAAUUCUCGUUCCUGAAUAAUGGAAAUUCCGGCGAGGCUAACGACGGGAUGAUGAGGAUGUCGGAGAGGGGCCCACCAUUGGUUCUUCAGAAUUUCAUGAAUGAUUGGUCAAAUGCUCAGAGGGUAGUUUCUGAAUCUCAGUCUUCUUCUUCUUCAUCUUCUGCGUCAGGGGAUGUUGUUCUGAAACGCCAGAUGAAGGAAGUUUUUGUCCCUGAAAUAUGGACGAAACCAAAUAGCGAAAACUACUAUCCAUGCAUUGCUCGAUCAAUGAACGAAAUAAGGAAACCUUCAAGAAAUGGCUUUAUUUUAGUUCAUGCAAAUGGAGGAUUAAAUCAAAUGAGAACCGGGAUAUGCGAUAUGGUCGCGAUAGCUAAAAUUCUAAACGCAGUUUUGGUUCUUCCUUCCCUCGAUCACGAUUCAUUCUGGACUGAUCCAAGUGAGUUCAAGGAUAUCUUUGAUUGGAAACACUUCAUUGAAGCAUUGAAAGAUGAUAUCGAAAUAGUUGAAGCUUUGCCAGCAAAGUAUUCUGCGGUGGAGCCCCUUGUUAAGGCUCCAGUAUCUUGGUCACAGACCAGUUACUACAGAGGAGAGAUUCUGCCAUUACUGAAGAAACAUAAGGUCAUCAAAUUCACACACUCAGACUCUAGGCUUGCUAACAAUGGCCUACCGGUCUCGAUCCAGAGGCUUCGUUGUCGUGCAAACUAUGAGGCUCUUCGGUAUGCACCCGAGAUCGAGGAACUUGGAAGAAAACUUGUCAACAGACUAAGGCAAAACGAUGAUCCCUACAUUGCUCUUCAUUUAAGGUAUGAGAAGGAUAUGCUUGCAUUUACGGGAUGCAGUCACAAUCUGAGUGAAGCGGAGGCAGAGGAGCUUCGCAUUAUGAGGUACAACGUGCAGCACUGGAAAGAGAAAGAGAUAGACAGCGAAAAGAAGAGGCUAAUGGGAGGAUGCCCUAUGUCCCCGAGAGAGGCUGCAUUGUUUCUUAAGGCAUUGGGUUACCCCUCGAACUCAAAAAUAUACAUUGUUGCGGGGGAAAUACAUGGGAACAACAGCAUGGAUGCAUUCCGCUCAGAAUACCCCAACGUGUUUACGCACUCAACACUCGCAAUGGACCAAGAAUUGGAACCUUUCAAGCCAUAUCAGAACCGCCUUGCUGCCUUGGAUUACAUUAUUGCCCUUGAAAGUGACAUGUUUGUUUAUACAUAUGAUGGGAACAUGGCAAAGGCAGUACAAGGGCAUAGGAGGUUCAAAGGUUUUCGAAAGACAAUUAGCCCAGACAGAUUAAACUUUGUAAAUAUGAUAGAUUUAUUGGACAAGGGAGAAAUUUCUUGGAGUGAGUUUUCUAGUGAGGUUAAGGCCUUACAUUCCAACAGGCUUGGAGCGCCUUACCUUAGAGAAGCAGGAGAAUCGCCAAGAUUAGAAGAGAACUUCUAUGCAAAUCCUUUUCCUGGUUGUAUAUGUACAUCUGAUGAAAAUCAGAGCCUAGAAGUUGUUUCACAAAGAUAGGGGUUAUGUUUCAUGUGAUGUUUAGUCAUAGGUUGUAAAUCACACAGACACCAUUAUAGUACAAAGUUUGCUUAUAUACUUAUAUAAGUAGUGGUUUAGAUACUUGCCGGUACCCCAGGGGUAAAAGGGGAAGGAAAGAAUAUCAAUGCAAUUUUUCCUGUCAUUAGUUUGAUUCGUUAGCUGAUGCAUGAUGGAUCAAGAUGACAAGAUGCACAUAUAUACCAAGGGUUUGUUUCAAUUCAUGUCUUCUUUUGUAUAUUCCUCCUUUGUGUAGCUAAGUUUUUGUGCUCUACAACCAUUUUUGUCUAAGCAUUUAUGGCUUUACGC